Messenger RNA from Adineta ricciae, 1998 nucleotides. NCBI's taxonomy places the organism in Eukaryota, Metazoa, Rotifera, Eurotatoria, Adinetida, Adinetidae. The record is from the annotation of a GenBank genome assembly.
AUGGCGUCUUGGUGGCAUCCUCAACAGCAGCAACAACAAGUACAUCAUUCGACAAAUGAACCAUUCGAUUAUCCUCAUGCACCACAAUCCAUGCCGCCACCUCACCCUUUUUAUGAUACGCAUAUGAUUAUGAUCGAAGGUAACAACAAUGACGAGUACCUCAUGCAUUCAACAAACAAUGGAAAUUUGAAUGAUUCGACUUCGAUGGAAUAUCACCAUCGUCGAAAUUGGUACAACGGGAAUAACAAUGAUGAUCGGAAAGCUAAAUCUCGCGUCGCCGCCAAACAUCGUCGAAGCGCUGAGAAUAAAGAAUUUACCGAUUUGUCGAAAUUAUUACCUUUACAACAACAGAUAGCAGCACAACUUGACAAAGCUUCAAUCAUUCGCUUAACGAUCAGUUAUUUACGUUUGCAUGAAUUUUUAUCACAUGGUGAUCCAUGUUGGCCAAAUGACAUCAAUGUACCAUCAAGAAAACAAGCAUUUAAGUUAUUUAAUGCUGACGAAUCAUCUCAAUUGCUACAAUCCUUGGAUGGUUUCAUAUUUGCAUUAAGUUCUGAUGGAAGAAUUUUAUACAUAUCAGAAUCAGUAUCCAGUAGUCUUGGCCUAUCCAUGGUGGAAAUGACAGGAAAUUUCAUAUUUAACUAUUUACAUGAGGAUGAUAAGAAAGUCUUUGCUGAUGCAUUGGGCUUCGAAUUAUUACCACCAUCGAGUCCAACUACCAGUUUGCCAAUGGAUUUAAUGAAUUCAGCAAACACUGAUACGGAUUUUUUGGAGAUAUCACCUGAACAAUGUCCUCGAAUGCAAGCACCAAACGAUGGCACUCGUUUUACAAAGAAAUCCUUGUGUGUUCGAAUGCGUUCAAGCUUGACGAAACGUGCACCAAAUAUGAAAACACCUGGCUACAGAUCAGUACAAAUUAUUGGUGAUUAUCGUUGGAUACACCCCGAUCAUCGUCAAUCGUCGCACAACGGCAAUCAUCUACUCGGCUUUGUUGGUACAGCAAUUAUUCCCAAUUUAAGUCCAUCACAAAAUGAAUUUCCUAUUCCUGAACAUCAAAGUGUUAUUCGACUUGACGAGAAUCUUCAUAUUACUCAUAUGGAUGAUAAAUUACAACGAACAUUGAAUUGGACUUUAACAUAUGCAACAUCAUCACUUUAUCUUUAUAUACAUCCUGAUGAUUUAUCAGUAUUGACAGCGGCACAUCGCGAAUUACCAUCCCGACAGCAACUUGUUUUAAACGUCGUUCGUCUACAAAUGAAUGUUGUUGCUUCACCUUCUCAGCAUCAGCGAAAAUCAAACGGAAGUAAUAAUAGCAGCAGCACUAAUGUGAAUAAUAAUCAAGUGAUCGUCGAACAGAAAUGGAUUUGGUGUGACUUAUUAGCGACCAUGAUGCAAUCGAAAACCAAUGAUGAGAAUUUUGUUAUACUCGUUGUAGAAAUUAUCGGAAUGGAUGAUGGACAUAUUGUACCUGCUAUUGAUGAAGAGCUUGAAAAUGAAUACGUGAAUCGAGUUUCCAGUCGAUCACAAAUUAGUCCAACUGAUGUUAUCGAAUCUUCACCACCAAGUAUUCAAUCGCGUGCGACGAUUAAACGACAACUAUCUCCAUAUCCGAGUGAACAGCAGCAAGUACAACAAGGCUGUUUUUAUCCAUCACCGCCUCCACCGACACUCACUCCAACUUCAUCGUUUGCUUCUUCUUCACCCCACCAUCGUCAUUUACCCACAACAUCAUCUCCGAAUCCAUCAUCUCCCCAUUCGCCUCUUCCUACUAACCGACCGUCAGUUAUCAUGACAAAAAGCAUGCAUCAUCAACAACAACAACAGCAGCAGCAGCAGCAUUAUCACCCAUACUGUCAUUAUGAUGGUAAUCCAUUCACACAGCAACAGUAUGCGCUAUCUACAUCGGGAAGUGAACACUGGUAUUAUCCACCGCCGCAUUCGAAUCUUGCAGGAGAAAACUUUACUCUGUAUCAUCAUCCACAUAAUCAUUCGAGUUAG